CAAGCUGCGUAUAAAAUUCGCAAUCUCGGAUUUUUCUGCUCCAUCUGGAAAUCCAAGCAGAUGGGCUUCUCUGAGAGAUCUAAAGUUGCGAUCUUGCAGGUAUUUUCACUGCUGAUUUUGGUGGAAUUUGUUGUGGGGAGAUUUGUGGUGGAGAAGAACAGUUUGAGGGUGACGUCACCGGAGAGCUUAAAGGGUACUCACGAUAGUGCCAUUGGAAACUUUGGGGUCCCACAAUAUGGAGGAAGCAUGGCCGGCACUGUAGUUUACCCAAAGGAUAACAGUAAAGGAUGUCAAAAAUUUGAUGAUUUUGGGAUUUCUUUUAAGGCUAAGCCUGGGGCUAUGCCGAACUUUGUUCUUGUUGAUCGUGGAGAUUGUUUUUUCGCGCUCAAAGUGUGGAAUGCCCAGAAUGCAGGAGCUGCAGCUGUCCUAGUGGCAGACAACAUGGACGAGCCCUUAAUCACAAUGGACUCCCCAGAAGAAGGCAGCUCGUCCGCCACAUAUAUCACCAACAUAACAAUCCCAUCUGCACUAAUCGACAAAACCUUCGCCACCCAACUGAAAACGGCCCUCAACAGCGGUGACCCAGUGAGCGUAAGUCUCGACUGGCGUGAAGCCGUGCCCCACCCAGACGAUCGAGUCGAGUACGAGCUCUGGACCAACAGCAAUGACGAGUGUGGGCUCAAGUGCAAUAUGUUAAUGGAGUUUGUGAAGGAGUUCAAAGGCCCGGCCCAGAUUCUUGAGAAGGGAGGGUACACGCAGUUUACGCCGCAUUAUAUUACCUGGUUUUGUCCUCAGGCUUUUACGGUGAGCAGGCAGUGCAAGUCUCAGUGUAUAAACCAUGGGAGGUACUGUGCGCCGGACCCUGAGCAGGAUUUCAGCUCGGGAUAUGAUGGGAAGGAUGUGGUGAUGGAGAAUUUGAGGCAGCUGUGUGUUUUUAGGGCGGCGAAUGAUACGGGGAGGCCGUGGGUUUGGUGGGAUUACGUGACCGAUUUUCAGAUUAGGUGCCCUAUGAAGGAGAAGAAGUAUAACAAGGAGUGUGCCGAGAAGCUUGAUCUAAAAAAAAUUGAAAAAUGCAUUGGUGAUCCUGAAGCUGAUUCAGAGAACCCUGUGCUGAAAGAAGAACAGGAUGCUCAAGUUGGCAAAGGAUCGCGUGGUGAUGUAACCAUAUUGCCUACCCUGGUUGUUAAUAAUCGACAGUAUCGAGGGAAAUUGGAAAAAGGUGCAGUUUUAAAAGCCUUAUGUGCUGGUUUUGAGGAAACUACAGAACCGGCUGUUUGUUUAAGUGAUGACGUGGAGACAAAUGAGUGCUUGGAUAAUAAUGGUGGCUGCUGGCAUGACAAGGCUGCAAAUAUUACAGCAUGCAAGGACACAUUCAGAGGAAGAGUGUGUGAGUGCCCUCUAGUCAAUGGUGUGCAGUUUAAGGGAGACGGCUAUACUUCCUGUGUUGCAAGUGGACCUGGGAGAUGCAAAAUCAGUAACGGAGGCUGUUGGCACGAGAGCAAAAAUGGAGUCACUUACACUGCCUAUAUCGACGAAUGUAGUGAGAAAAAAGCCUGCCAAUGCCCCGAGUGCAGCUGCAAGAAUACAUGGGGCAGUUAUGAAUGCACGUGUAGUGGAGACCUUUUGUACAUUAAAGACCAUGACACCUGCAUCAGUAAAAGGGCUAGCGAGGUCAAGUCUGCAUGGACAGCUGUUUGGGUCAUAUUUAUUGGACUAGCUGUGGCUGCAGGUGGGGCAUAUCUUGUGUACAGAUAUCGGCUGAGGUCGUACAUGGAUUCAGAGAUACGAGCCAUAAUGGCGCAAUACAUGCCUCUGGACAGCCAAAAUGAAGUUCCAAAUCACACAAAUGAUGAACGUGCUUGA
Striga asiatica is the source of this 1863-nucleotide messenger RNA. The record is from the annotation of a GenBank genome assembly. Lineage: Eukaryota; Viridiplantae; Streptophyta; Magnoliopsida; Lamiales; Orobanchaceae.